Syngnathoides biaculeatus (alligator pipefish) is the source of this 4980-nucleotide messenger RNA. It is a transcript of the gene col5a2a, whose product is annotated as collagen, type V, alpha 2a. The transcript has 54 exons. The record is from RefSeq and is a predicted model, not a curated record. Gene Ontology annotation, cellular component: collagen type V trimer. Gene Ontology annotation, molecular function: protein binding; extracellular matrix structural constituent. Lineage: Eukaryota; Metazoa; Chordata; Actinopteri; Syngnathiformes; Syngnathidae. The coding region runs from base 146 to 4642 and encodes 1498 amino acids.
CGCAGUCUGGGCUGGGUCUGGUUGCUGCUUACAAGGAGAGGCUCUUUGGUAUUCAUGCAGUGAUAACCUAAUCUUUUUCUCCCCUUUUUAAAAUCCCUUUCCCCCCUUUUCACUCAGAAGGGAGUCUCAUGUCUUUCUUCUAGACAUGAUGGACUUUGUACAUUUAAGGACUUUCCUUUUUUUGGCGCUCUCCAUCGCUCAGGUUUUGAUUGUUACAUGCCAGGAUGAUGAAGAUGAUGGCAGCUGCACAGCAGAUGGCCAAGUAUACCCAAACAGGGACAUCUGGAAGCCGGAGCCAUGCCGGAUCUGUGUGUGCGAUAACGGCCAGGUCCUCUGUGACAAUAUCCAGUGUGAAGAGCUGAUCAACUGCGAGAAGAUGUUCAUCCCCGAGGGAGAGUGCUGCCCCAUAUGUCAGAGUGAAACCUCCACUGGGGGCGGAGGUGGCGGCGGCGGAGGGGGCACUUAUGGUGGGGGCAGAGUUUACAAGGGCCAGAAAGGAGAGCCUGGUGAUGUCCCAAUUGUGACUGGAAUUCGAGGUCGUCCUGGACCAAUGGGACCACCUGGUGCACCAGGAGAAAGAGGACCCAGAGGAAAUAAAGGAAGGCCCGGCCUGCGAGGCACUCCAGGUUACGAUGGAGAGCCUGGAGUUCCAGGUCAGCCUGGUGAACCCGGACCUCCAGGGCACCCGACGCAUCCAGGAGGCCUUGGGGCGCAGAUGGCUGGAGUGUUGGAAGGAAAAAAUGCACCGCAAAGCAUAUUAAGUGGCUCAAGGGGUGAACCUGGAGCAAGAGGAGCUCCUGGGCCCACUGGUUCGCCUGGUCAAGCUGGACCACAAGGACCAUCCGGAGAUGUUGGGGAUCCAGGGCAUAUGGGUCCGUCUGGCCAAAGAGGACCUGAGGGUCCUCCGGGGAAACCAGGAGAAGACGGUGAACCAGGCAAGUCAGGAAAUACUGGAGAAGUUGGGUUCCCAGGGUCACAAGGAGCAAGAGGAUUUCCAGGUACACCAGGGCCUCCUGGCCUAAAAGGUCACAGAGGGCAUGGAGGACCACUUGGUCAAAAAGGAGAGCAUGGAGCAGUUGGAUCAAAGGGUGCCACAGGCCCACCUGGUCCAAUGGGAGGGCCUGGACCAAUGGGUCCUGCUGGUAUGCCUGGGGAGAGGGGUCGCUCUGGACCUGGUGGUACACCGGGUAAGCGUGGUCUACCUGGAAAUGUUGGAAAACCAGGUCCAAUGGGUCCUCUGGGUCUCAGUGGCCCUCCAGGAUAUCCGGGAACACCAGGCAUGAAGGGACAACCAGGCCCUACAGGUGUUCGGGGUCCAGAGGGUCCUCAAGGUCAGAGAGGAGAGACUGGUCAUCUGGGAAGACCUGGACCAGUUGGUCUAAGGGGACCCAUGGGUACAGACGGUGGCCCGGGAGCCAAAGGACCAGUGGGAAAUCUUGGUCCACAAGGCCCAGGUGGACAUCUUGGACCCGCCGGCCCUCCGGGACCUCAGGGAAGCACCGGCCAGCCUGGCAUCAAAGGACAACUGGGGGAUGUGGGUGUACCCGGGUUUAAGGGAGAGGCUGGACCCAAAGGAGAAGUUGGUCCCCAUGGAUCCCAGGGAGUGAUUGGGCCUCAGGGUGAGGAAGGGAAGCGGGGGCCUAGGGGAGAUCCUGGAACUGUUGGUCCCCCUGGUCCUGUUGGUGAGAGAGGUUCCCCGGGUAAUCGAGGAUUCCCUGGUGCUGAUGGGCUUCCUGGACCGAAGGGUUCUCAAGGAGAUCGUGGAACAUCUGGCCCAUCAGGACCAAAAGGUUCCUUAGGUGACCCAGGCCGUACAGGAGAACCUGGUCUACCAGGUGCAAGGGGUCUUACUGGUACUCCUGGAGUCCAGGGAGCAGAGGGAAAGCCAGGGCCACUGGGUGCACCUGGUGAAGAUGGUCGCCCCGGCCCAGCAGGCUCCAUUGGAAAUAGAGGGCCUGCAGGGACAAUGGGAAUACCAGGCCCCAAGGGAUUUAAUGGUGACCCGGGAAAGACUGGUGAACAGGGAUCUGCAGGAGUAGCUGGUCAAAGGGGUCCCCCUGGAAAAGAUGGAGAGGUGGGCCCAGCUGGCCCACCUGGUCCAUCGGGGGUUGCAGGUGACAGAGGAGAACAGGGACCUCCAGGUGUGAAUGGAUUCCAGGGUUUACCAGGAAAUCAAGGACCUCCUGGAGAAUCUGGGAAACCUGGUGACCUAGGCAUUCCUGGAGAGCUCGGCGCUGUUGGUCAAAUUGGACCUAGGGGUGAGCGUGGAAUACCUGGGGAGAGAGGCGAGCUGGGUCCUAUUGGUCUGCAGGGACCCAAGGGAAUCCCUGGAGCACCUGGUCCGGAUGGGCCGAAGGGUAGUCCUGGUCCUCCUGGUGCUCUUGGUGAUGUGGGUCCUCCAGGUCUUCAGGGAAUGCCAGGAGAAAGGGGCAUCUCUGGCCCCUCUGGUCCGAAAGGUGAUAGAGGUGCCAUUGGUGAGAAAGGAUCAGAAGGUACACCUGGAAAUGAUGGCGCAAGGGGUGCACCUGGCCCUGUUGGCCCAUUAGGACCUGCAGGACCCAGUGGUGAAAAGGGAGAACCUGGACCAAAAGGACCAGCUGGACCUCCAGGUUCUAGAGGGGUGCCUGGAGCAAGAGGCGACAAUGGCCCAAUUGGUGCGGUUGGUUUUGCUGGACCACCUGGUCCUGAUGGCCAACCUGGAGUUAAAGGAGAGACUGGAGAGCCUGGCCAGAAAGGAGAUGCUGGUUCCCCAGGACCUCAAGGCCUAGCUGGUGCUCACGGACCUCCUGGGCCCAUAGGUGUUGCUGGACUAAAAGGUGGAAGAGGAACACAGGGUGCACCGGGACCCACUGGCUUCCCUGGAUCUGCAGGAAGAGUUGGCCCACCUGGUCCAACUGGUCCAGUUGGUGAACCUGGACCACUGGGAGCUCCUGGAAAAGAGGGUCCUGCCGGUCUACGUGGUGACCAUGGAGCAAAUGGAAGACAAGGAGAGCGAGGACCACCGGGACCGCCAGGAAGCCCAGGAGACAAGGGAGAUUCUGGAGAAGAUGGCCCAACGGGUCCUGACGGUCCUCCAGGCCCAGCUGGAACUACAGGCCAGAGAGGCAUUGUGGGUCUUCCAGGUCUUCGAGGAGAACGGGGUAUGCCAGGUCUGCCAGGGCCAGCAGGCCCACCAGGAAAACAGGGUUCCCCUGGAUCAACUGGAGAAAAAGGACCACCAGGACCAGUUGGCGUUCCAGGGGCCAACGGCCCACGUGGUGAUCCUGGUCCUGAUGGCCCUGCUGGCUCUGAUGGUCCACCAGGCAAAGAAGGUAUUCUUGGACAACGGGGAGACAGAGGUGAUCAUGGUCCAGAGGGUUUGGCAGGUCCUCAGGGACUUCCUGGCCCGCCAGGUCCUGUCGGAGUCGCUGGAGAAGCUGGAAAACGAGGACAUGCUGGCUCCAGAGGACCUGUUGGUCCUCCCGGAUCAGCUGGAAAGAGAGGGCUUGUGGGACCCCAAGGACCACGGGGAGAUAAGGGUGAUUUGGGUGAUCACGGAGAGCGAGGGCAGAAGGGUCAUCGUGGAUUUACUGGUUUGCAGGGUCUUCCUGGACCUCCUGGUACAACAGGUGAACAAGGAGCUUCUGGAAUUAUUGGACCAAACGGUGCACGGGGGCCACCUGGUCCUAUUGGGCCCCCUGGAAAAGAAGGAUACAUAGGACAGCCUGGGCCGAUGGGACCUCCAGGAACUCGUGGAAUCUCAGGAGAAGCUGGACCAGAGGGCCCUCCAGGAGAACCUGGACCCCCAGGCCUUCCUGGACCACCAGGACCUCCUGUGGCAGCUAUGGAUGAUCUGUUUGGAGGCCCUCAUGACUACGAAGAUGCCCCCCCUCCUCCCCCUGAGUUCAGUGAGGAUGAGGCUCAACCCAACAACAACUCCACCACCAUCCUACCGGUGGAUCCCGGCGUGCAGGCCACCCUGAAAGCUCUCACCAGCCAGAUUGACAGUAUGAAGAGCCCAGAUGGCAGCAGGAAGCACCCUGCUAGGACCUGUGAUGACCUCAAGAGAUGCUACCCCUCAAAGAAGAGCGGUGAAUUCUGGGUGGACCCUAACCAAGGCAGUGCAGAGGAUGCCAUCCAAGUGUACUGUAACUUGGAGACCGGAGAGACCUGCAUCUCUGCCAACCCAUCCAGCCUACCUCGUAAAAACUGGUGGAGCUCUUCUAGGAACAAACCUGUUUGGUUUGGAGCUGAUAUCAACAGAGGAACACAAUUCACUUAUGGCAACAAAGACCAGUCAGCGAAUGCCCUCAGAGUCCAGAUGACCUUCAUUCGCCUUCUGUCCAAAGAAGCGUCUCAGUCCAUCACCUACCACUGCAAGAACUCUGUGGGCUACAAGGACCAGAAGACGGGUAACUUGAAAAAGGCUGUGCUGCUCAAAGCCUCCAAUGACCUGGAGCUCAAAGCAGAGGGAAAUAACCGCUUCAGAUACACCGUGGUGGAAGACUCCUGCACCCAAGCAAAUGGCAACUGGGGCAAGACAGUGUUUGAGUACAGGACACAGAAAACCGCCAGACUUCCCAUUGUGGAUAUUGCCCCUGUGGACAUUGGUGGUCCAAAUCAAGAGUUCGGUAUCGAUAUUGGGGCAGUGUGCUUCUUAUAAAAGGGGUGGGGGGCAAAUUGUCAGAGGGUAUAUGCACAUCCUGAGACUAUUGAACUGACAGCUGACCCAGAUCAGCCACAUUGUACAUACGAGUACUGAGGACUUUUCUGGCGCUGUGGCAAGAUAUUUAUUGUGCCUUUCAACUCAGAACACAACCAAAGAUUUGGAAGUUACACAUAGAAUGUUUCAAAAAUUUUGUUAAGAAUUGGUCAUGUCUGAAUCAUUCCUCUUUGUUUUACAAUGUAUGUCUUGACUUUGUAACUCAAAGGUCCAAAGUUCCCAGAUUUUUUUUUCCCACUAAAACGUAAAUGUCUAAAUAAAGAUCUAUGAAUUAGAAA